Ceratotherium simum simum (southern white rhinoceros) is the source of this 3339-nucleotide messenger RNA. RefSeq names its product schlafen family member 11. The record is from RefSeq and is a predicted model, not a curated record. Gene Ontology annotation, biological process: defense response to virus. Gene Ontology annotation, molecular function: tRNA binding. NCBI's taxonomy places the organism in Eukaryota, Metazoa, Chordata, Mammalia, Perissodactyla, Rhinocerotidae.
CAGAAUGAACAUGGAGAAACAUAAUUCAUCUUUGGUGGUAGAAUUACUUUACCCAGACUUGGUCAUCAAUGUAGGAGAAGUGACUCUUGGUGAAGGAAACAGAAAUAAGCUGCAGAAAAGUCAGAGAGAGCAAGAGAAGGUGAAAGUUAUACAGGCUGCAUGUGCUUUAUUGAACUCAGGAGGAGGAGUGAUUCGGCUGGAAAUGGCAAACAAGGAUGAGCGUCCCAUGGAGAUGGGACUGGAUUUAGAACAGUCUCUGAGGGCGCUUAUUCAAUCUUCAGAUUUGCAGACUUUCUUCGAGACUAAGCAACAAAGGAGGUGUUUUUACAUUUUCGUUAAAUCUUGGAGCAGUGACCUUUUCCCUGAAGACAGUUCCGUUAGGCCUCGCAUUUGCAGCCUGGAGACUUCAUUAUACUGCAGAUCUGGCACCUCAGUGCUUCUCAUGGACUCAAGAGAGGCAUUCAGUUUCCUGAAAACCAAGAAAAGAGAUGCAAAAAUCUUGGGGAAAGAACCUUCUGGUAAAGUUCUCAAGGUUAGACAUCAAAACUCCUACAACUCGAAUCCUGCUGACCCAAUUUUCCAAAAAGACCAGCUUGAAUAUGGUGAAAUCCUGCCUUUUCCUGAGUCUCAAUUCAUAGAGUUUAAACAGUUCUCUACAAAACACAUUCAACAACGUGUAAAAGACAUAAUUUCAGUGUAUAUCCCUGCAUUUGCGAACACUGGGGGAGGCUAUCUUUUUAUUGGAGUGGAUGAUAAGAGUAAGAAAGUUCUGGGAUGUGCUAAAGAAAAUGUUGACCGUGACUCUUUGACAGAGAAAAUUGAAAAAGCAAUAUACGAGUUACCUUGUGUCCACUUUUGCCAAUCCCAAUGCCAGGUAAAUUUCAAAGUCAGAAUCUUGGAUGUGCUAGCCAGGGGAGAGCUAUAUGGCUAUGCUUGUGUGAUCAGAGUGAAGCCAUUCUGUUGUGCAGUGUUCUCAGAAACUCCCAGUUCAUGGAUGGUGAAGGGUAAGAACGUCUGCAGCCUGACAACUAAGGAAUGGGUAGACAUGAUGAUGGACUCGGAUCCAGAUCUUCAAUGGUUGUGCAAAGACUUUGAAUCUCAGCUGAGCCUGUCUAGUGGGCCUCCCCUUAGCAGACCAGUGUAUGCCAAGAAAGGCCUGGAACAUAAGAAGGAUCUCCAGCAACUCUUAUUUCCAGUCCCCCCAGGACAUCUGCAAUACACUCCUGAAUCCCUCUGGAAGGAGCUGUCCGCACAGCAUGAAGGUCUGGAGGAAUUAAUAGAGAAGCAAAUGCGUCCUUUCUCCCAGGGAAUUUUGAUCCUCUCUGGAAGCUGGGCUGUGGACCUGAACUUGCAAGAGAAGCAGGGAGUCAUCUGCGAUGCUCUACUGAUAGCACAGAACAGCACCCCCAUUCUCUGCACCAUUCUCAGGGAGAAGGAUGCAGAUGGGCAGUGCUACUGCACCCGCACCGCCUUCACUGUGAAGCAGAAGCUGGUGAACAUGGGCGGCUACACUGGGAAGCUGUGUGUCAGGACCAAGGUCCUCCACCUGAGUCCUGAGAGCCAUGCGGAGUCCUUGGCGGGUUCCGGCUCCUCCAUCGAUUACCCCGGGUCCUAUAACCUUGCAGACACCCAGCAAAUGGAAGCCUUGCUGCAGUCCCUUGUGAUUGUGCUGCUCAGCUUCAGAUCUUUCUUGAGUGACCAGCUUGGCUGUGAGGUUUUAAAUCUGCUCACAGCCCAACAGUAUGAGAUAUUCUCAAAAAACCUCCGCAAGAACAGAGAAUUGUUUAUCCAUGGCUUACCUGGCUCAGGGAAGACCAUCAUGGCCAUGAAGAUCACGGAGAAGAUCAGGAAUACGUUUCACUGUGAAGCAGAUAAAAUUCUCUACAUUUGUGAGAACCAGCCUCUGAGGAACUUUAUCAGUAAUAAAAAUAUCUGCCAGGCAGUGACCCGGAAAACUUUCAUGAAGCAUAACUUGGAAAAGAUUCAACACAUCAUCAUCGAAGAAGCUCAGAAUUUCCGCACUGAAGAUGGGGAGUGGUAUGAGAAGGCAAAAACCAUCACUCAGAGACAAAAGAAUAGCCCAGGAAUUCUCUGGAUCUUUCUGGACUACUUUCAGACCAGCCAUGUGGUGCACAGCGGCCUUCCUCCUUUCUCAGCCCAGCUUUCAAAAGAAGAGCUCACCAGAGUGGUCCGCAAUGCAGAUCCAAUAGCCAACUAUGUACAAGAAGUAAUGCAGGUAAUCAUAAAGAAUCCUCCACUUAACAUCCCCCAUGAGUCUCUGGAGAUACUUCUUGAAGCUGAAUGGGCUCAGGGUGUUCAGGGAACCUUAAAAAUUAAGAAAAACUUGACUCUGGAGCAAACAGUGACCUAUGUGGCAGAAACUUGCAACCGUCUCUUUGAAAGGGGCUAUUCUCCCAAGGAUGUUGCUGUGCUUGUCAGCACCACGGAAUACGUGGAGCGUUAUAAGCAUGAGCUCCUGAGAGCACUGAGGAAGAAAAGAGUGCAGCUCAGCGAUGCGUGUGACAUGUUGGGUGAUCACAUGGUGUUGGACAGUGUCCGGCGAUUCUCAGGCCUGGAAAGGAAUAUCGUGUUUGGGAUCCAUCCACGGACACCUGAGUCAGCUAUCUUACGCAACAUUCUUGUCUGUCUGGCUUCCAGGGCAAAACAACGGCUAUAUAUUCUGUGGCAUGGUGACUGUUAGGAAGAAUCCCAAACCAAAACGAGAUGAGGCAAUUGCUGUGUAAAUGUCCAUGGGUGAACAUCUGCUUGGUGUGGGCAGAAACUUUCUUUUUGGUUCACAGAUCCGCUGGAGAUUUGGGCAGAAUUGACACACAGAAUUUGGAACUUCCCCUCUCUGGCUCUCUCCUUUCCCAAUUCCUUCCUGGACUCCUUCCAGCCGCUAUUGUUACUCCAAAUUCUGAUCCCUGAUUCUUCCAGCCAGAAUGGUGACGGUUUUCUAUAGGAGCUUUAGCCACCCUGCACAGCACAGACUGUGACCUACCUCUGGUUAAAAGCCAUAAAAACAAGAAACUUGUCCUGUGGCCCUCCUUUCUUCCAAGUCUUAUCUCUCCUCAGUGACUUCAUGCAUUUUUUUGUUUUCUAACAUUUGUCUAGAGAUUAUGGUUAUCUGCAGAAGGGUAGUCUGGUAGGAACUAACUUGGUCUUACCCGUAGCAAGACUUGUUUUCUGAAUUCUUGACAUUUUCCUUUGCUAGGUUGAUUCAGGACUUGGGAGAUUCCCAAGAUAAUUCAGUCACUGACAGAGCAGGUCUUAAUCAUUUUGUCAGGACAGAGAGCACUCGUGUGAUUAUUUAAUCAUUUAAAAUUGCAGUGUCCGAUU